Prionailurus viverrinus (fishing cat) is the source of this 254-nucleotide messenger RNA. Its product is annotated as thymosin beta-4, Y-chromosomal-like. The record is from RefSeq and is a predicted model, not a curated record. Gene Ontology annotation, biological process: actin filament organization; regulation of cell migration. The coding region runs from base 1 to 135 and encodes 44 amino acids. Lineage: Eukaryota; Metazoa; Chordata; Mammalia; Carnivora; Felidae. The transcript has a single exon. Gene Ontology annotation, cellular component: cytoplasm. Gene Ontology annotation, molecular function: actin monomer binding.
AUGUUUGACAAACCCAUUAUGGCUGAGAUUGAGAAAUUCAAUAAGUUGAAACUGAAGAAGACAGAAACGCAAAAGAAAAAUCCACUGAGUUCAAAAGAAACAACUGAACAGGAAAAGCAAGCAGGCAAAUCAUAAUGAGGCAUGCACAGUCAAUAUGCACUGUACAUUACACAAGCAUUGCCUUCUUAUUUUACUUUUUUCAGCUGUUUAACUUUGUAAGAUGCAAAGAGGUUGGAUCAAGUUUAAAUGACUGU